AGGGGGCAGGAAGUGAGGAGGUGGGGCUUCUGCGAUGGGGCAGGCGCUUGCGCAAGUCCGGUCGGCGGAGCCUUCGUUUUCGCCACUGCUAGGAUAAUCAAGGAGAAGAAAGAUGAACUUAAUCUAUGGACUGCAGUCUACUACUAGAAACUGUGUUUUCUUCCGAUUUCGUUUCCUGGCCCACUGGAGAAGAUCUAACACACGAGCUGUAACCUCAUCAGACUGCCAUCAAGUACAAAUUAAUCAUAUAGUUAAUAAGUAUCAGGGUCUGGGAGUAAAUCAGUAUGAUAGGUUGACUUUUCUGCCUGAAAAUUUUUCUUUCUCUAAGACCUUCAGUAAUGAAAGACCAGGAUGCCCCUUGAGCAUGAGAUAUAAGGAAAUUGGGAUGGUUACCCCAAAAUGUACUGUGUGGAAUGACUCUUCAAGACAACUACAGAUAAAAGAAGUUACAGGAGUUCCUUCUCUUUCACUAUUGCAUCCUCUGAACUGUCUUCAUGAAAGAGACAUCAGGAGUUUCCACACUUCUCCUCAGUUUCAAGCUGCUCCGGUUCCUCUCUUGUUGAUAAUUCUCAAGCCAGUGCAGAAACUAUUUGCAAUCAUUGUAGGCAGGGGCAUAAGGAAAUGGUGGCAGGCACUUCCUCCUAACAAGAAGGAACUAUUUAAAGAAAGUUUAAGAAAGAAUAAAUGGAAGUUACUCCUAUGUUUCAGUAGUUUUGGAUUGCUGUUUGUAGUGUUUUAUUUUACUCACCUGGAAGUGAGUCCUGUCACGGGAAGGAGGAAGCUACUAUUAUUGGGGAAGGAACAUUUCAGACUUUUAUCAGAACUGGAAUAUGAAGCAUGGAUGGACGAAUUUAAAAAUGAUAUGCUCACUGAGAAGGAUGCCCGAUACCUAAAGGUUAAGGAGGUGGUUAAUCAUUUGAUUGAAUGCAAUAAAGAUAUUCCAGGGAUCUCUGAGAUCAAUUGGAUUAUUCAUGUGGUUGAUUCCCCAGAUGUAAAUGCCUUCGUGCUUCCAAAUGGACAAGUGUUUAUCUUCACUGGGCUUUUAAAUAGUGUGACUGAUAUCCAUCAACUUUCCUUCCUUCUGGGCCAUGAAAUAGCACACGCAGUACUUGGGCAUGCUGCAGAAAAGGCUAGCUUGGUUCAUUUAUUGGAUUUCCUAGGUCUGAUUUUUCUCACAAUGAUUUGGGCCAUUUGCCCUCGAGAUAGUUUGGCACUUUUGGGCCAGUGGAUACAGUCUAAACUGCAGGAGUAUAUGUUUGAUAGACCGUACAGUAGAACAUUAGAGGCUGAAGCUGACAAAAUUGGACUACAGCUUGCUGCAAAGAUGAAACUCAGGGAUAGAGAAACCAAGGAACCUGACGAAGGUCUCACAAAUAGCAAGAUUUUUCAACAAAGGCUUGUGUGGACGUCAGAGCCAGUUCAGUGUUUUGGCAGCAAAUGGAAUUUGCAGAUAGUCUCCAGGGCCAUCCCAAGUUGCCAGAAUGGUUAUCCACACACCCUUCUCAUGGAAAUCGAGCUGAGCACUUGGAUAAACUCAUACCUCAGGCUCUUAAAAUUAGAGAGAUCUGUAAUUGCCCACCACUUUCUGGACCAGACCCUCGAUUACUCUUCAAACUCAGCAUGAAGCAUUUCCUGGAAGAAUCGGAGAAAGAAGACCUAAAAGUCACUGCCGAGAAACAGAAAAUGGAUACUCUCACCAUUCAACAACAGAAACAAAUACCCUUAACAUAUAUAGUUGAGAAAAGAACUAGCAGUUGAAUUAAAAUUUAUGAGACACGGGAUAUAUGAAGAAUGCAGCGGUCCUUACCAUUUUUAUGUUAUUUUUUUAAAAAAUGAUGUUUGAAAUUUAAAAAAUGUAUAUUCAGGGUCAAAUCAUGCAUAUUACAAGUAUAAUCUAAAUUCUUCUAGGUAUUUUCAUGAAAUAUUGAUGUAUUUUAAUCUAUUUUAAAGUAUCUUCAAUGAGGAAAGUGUCACAGAAUAAAUUUAUAUUACACAUUUUA
Molecule: messenger RNA, 2000 nt
Organism: Mustela lutreola (European mink)
Lineage: Eukaryota; Metazoa; Chordata; Mammalia; Carnivora; Mustelidae
Gene: OMA1
Product: OMA1 zinc metallopeptidase
Exons: 10
Coding region: 113-1624 (503 amino acids)
Biological process (GO): protein quality control for misfolded or incompletely synthesized proteins; mitochondrial protein processing
Cellular component (GO): mitochondrial inner membrane
Molecular function (GO): metalloendopeptidase activity
Source: RefSeq, a predicted model, not a curated record